UAUAAGAGUUGGGAAGUUACAUUGAGGUUGCACAGCCACUUUUAGAAUAUUGUACAGUUCCGGUCACCCUACAAUACUAAGGGCAUGAUUAAACUGGAGAGAGUUCAGAAAAUAUUUUCCAGGAUGUUGUCGGGACUAGAAGGUAUGAGUUAUAAGAACAGGCAGGGACUUUUGGUCCUGGGUGGGUCGGAAGCUGAACUUCUGUAGCACCUCAAGGUUCCCACCUUCCUCCCAGCGUCACCGACAGGUCUUCCCCUAUCCCGGCAUGCCAUUGCAGCCAAACCUGGAGGACCUCCCGCUCCUCCAUGAUCCCAGCAUGCUUUGGGUUUUAUCAUGGCAGCGCUCAUUCAGACAGAGUCUAAGCUUCAGAGACCGCAGUUUGGGAAUCGGUACUUAACUGAUGCGGAUCGCGUUUUUCAGCAUAAUGCCUGGGAUAAUGUGGAGUGGUCUGAAGAACAAGAGGCUACAGCCAGGAAAAAAGUUGAGGAAAACUGUGCCCAGCUGGUUUCUUCAGAGAAACAAGCGGAGUACGAGAACAAGGCUAACAGUUACUGGAAUGAUUUUUACAAAAUUCACGAGAACAGAUUCUUCAAAGAUCGUCACUGGCUUUUCACAGAGUUCCCUGAGUUGUUUCCCAAUUGUAAGUCCUCUUUGGAUAAAUCUGGGCUGACUGCAGCAGCAUCUGACCAUAGCAAAACUGAAUCCAGGAGCUGUCUUGACCAGACCAUUGAAAAUGACUUUCACUUACCCCAGAUUGGUACAGAAGAGACAGAGCAGAAUAAUUUCAAAGUUGAGGUUGACAAUGUGCAGGACAGCCAGAAAACAGACAGGCUUGUGGACUUGUCUUCAGGGAAUAUGCUGGGUGAGACAGGAUUACCAGACACAAACCAAGCAGGAGCAUCUGCAACACUCCGUAUACUUGAGGUCGGUUGUGGAGUUGGAAAUACCGUGUUCCCCAUUCUGCAGACUAACAAUGAUCCAGGACUGUUUGUAUACUGCUGCGAUUUUUCCUCUACUGCUGUGGAACUCGUCAAGCUGAACUCUUGUUAUGACCAUUCUCGCUGCCUCGUUUUUGUUCACGAUCUGUGCGAUAUGCAGGCCACCUACCCAAUGCCAAACGAAAGCUUAGACAUCAUCAUUCUCAUAUUUGUUCUCUCAGCAAUACAUCCAGACAAAAUGCAGGCUGUCGUUAAGAGGUUGAGUCAACUUCUGAAACCAGGAGGAAUGAUUCUCUUCAGAGACUAUGGGCGUUACGAUAUGGCACAACUACGAUUUAAGAAAGGUCGCUGCCUAUCUGAAAAUUUCUACGUUCGAGGAGAUGGGACAAGGGUUUAUUUCUUCACACAAGAUGAACUGGAUGAGCUCUUCACCUCUGCCAACUUGAAGAAAGUCCAGAACGUCGUGGAUCGACGCCUGCAGGUUAACCGUGGCAAGCAGCUGACCAUGUACCGGGUUUGGAUCCAAUGCAAGUAUCGCAAAUCUUUGGAGAAAGGAGAAUGAAGAUUCCUAACCUUGUGGGUCAAGCAUCUUUGAAUUCAUCUGACUUGAUCAGUGUCUCAAACAACAAGUUGUCACUUUGGUUCACACUGCUGAGUUGACUUUUGUUCUCUUGGUCCAUAAUCAUAACCUUUACAUCUGUUUAUAUGCAGCAAUCCUUAUAGUCACCAAUGAUUAUAGUCACCAUGGUAAUAAUUGCUGUUUGUUGUUGGAGGUGAAAUCAUUGGCCAUUAUGUUCAUCUGCUAAACAUUUUCUCUGAAAUAUAAACCUGACUGACAUUCCUUUCAGAUACCUUUUAAGUCACCACUACUUGCUGCUUCCAACAUUUUCUUGCAUUCUGAAACAUGUCUGCAGCCUCUAUGUCACAUGGGAUCAGGAAUAGAUUAUUCAAGCCCUUAAUCCCAAUCUGCCUCAUGGCUGAUCUAUACCUCAAUCUCAUUUACUCACCUUUUCUCAUAUUCAAACAUUUGUUGACUUUUUCCAAACGUGGAAAAGAUUGCUUCCUGCUUUCACUCUGAGGUAACUUAGGUCUAAUGUUAACAUUGUGCCUGCCUGUUCCUGAUUUUGCUCACCAAAAAUGGUUUCCCCUCAUCUACCCUAUCAAAUCCUUUCAAUAUUUAGAUGCCUUGAUCAGCUCAUUUCAAAGUCUUCUAUACCCAAGGCAUACAAGCCAGUCACUGAACAACCAUUCUCUGUCUGACUGAUCUGGGUUCCUUUCCUCAUUGAGCCCCUAUGUCUGUAGACCACGGUGGUCUCACAGUCAGAGGACUGUUGUCAUGAAGUGAUUUUUCUGUUUAAAAAGGAUUUGAGCUCACUGCUCCCUGAAGAGAUCCCCUUCUUAGCAGAAGGCUUUGAGCAUUGCAUCCAGGAUGUCUCCUGCAGUGGUGACCCAGUGGAGAGGGAAAGGGAGUGUUCAGUGACCUUUUUGCAUGCUACCUGAUUUCUGUGAAGACCCAGGACCAGAUCAAUUGUUCAGCACUCACCAGCUUAGUGAAAGCAUCUUAAACUAAGGAAUCCCUCUCUCUGCAAAUCAUGCCUCAAGUUUCUAAGGUGUAGGGCAGGAUACAGUCUUAAUGGAAAAGAGGUAGUAUACAAUGCAACAAAUGUACACUCUAACCAUCCAUAGGCACGAGGAUGGUCUAGGCUUUAAUGCUAGAGAGAGUAUCUCAGUGGUGCUGUUUUCAAAUAGUUCAUCUGGCUCCCUGAGUGAACCUAUACAACUUAUUGUAGUCUGACAAAGUUCAAAGCUCAUCUUUUUAUACUGU
Chiloscyllium plagiosum (whitespotted bambooshark) is the source of this 2763-nucleotide messenger RNA. RefSeq names its product methyltransferase 2A, methylcytidine (gene mettl2a). The record is from RefSeq and is a predicted model, not a curated record. NCBI's taxonomy places the organism in Eukaryota, Metazoa, Chordata, Chondrichthyes, Orectolobiformes, Hemiscylliidae. Gene Ontology annotation, molecular function: tRNA (cytidine-N3)-methyltransferase activity.